GUUCAGCCAUUGUUUCAAAAGUGGGAUGCACUGCUCCCAAUAGGGAAAACAUAAAACAAAGAGUUAGGAAACACUCUCAGUUUUAGAUAUUAAAGCAGAAAGUACUGAAGAAUCUCAGCAAGUCCGGCUGCGUGUGUGGAGAGAGAGACAACGUUUACCUUUGAUGAAACUCAAUGAAGAAAACAACUUCGAACAACAAAUACUCUUAUGCCUCUGGCUUUCCGAAAGCUUUAUAUCAUUAACAUUUGACUAGGAGUUUCAGUCCAAGGAGUUUCGGUCGUGUGGAAGAAAAAAAUUGAAUGAUGGAAACGUUCUGUGACUCAUGCAGCCAACACCUGAAGAAUUUUAUGGAACUGAUACAGAGGGCCUCAGAAAAUCUCUUGCAGAAAAUAAAAUAUUUUUUUGCGUCCAUACAACACUGUUGCUGUCUGAAACGGAAUAAACCUGAGUCAAAGAGGUUUUACAAACCAGUUCUUCAACAACAUGAGAAAGAAGCUGCACAACAGUUUUUGCAGCAUGUAGAAGAAAGUAAAGUGAUUGACACUGAAUGUUUGGAAGCUUUGAGGACAUUAGCUGCUUCUGAAAACCCAAGUCUACAGCAAUCAGCUGCUCUCUACUACCUACACAUCAGUGAACAGCUGAAGAAUGAAUUGCCUGAAGAAUACCUGGAGCCAUAUUAUGACUUGUUACGGUCCAAUGAUCUGGAAGUGCAGAGGAAAGCUUCUCUGUCACUGGUCAAUCUCUUAGUGGAGGGUAAUGUGAACAAAGAGACAGUGGUACAGGUUGGACUGCUGGAGCCCAUAUUGGAGCUGCUUCAUUCUGGAGAUGCCACUGUACAGUGCAACUCCUGUGCAUGUGUGGCCACCUUAGCUACUUCGGUUUUAAACAGAAAUGCCAUUGCUUCUGAAGGGGCAAUUAAAUCUCUUUUGGGUCUUGCAAAGUCAUAUGAUCCCAGAGUGCAGCAAAAUGCAGCAGGUGCCAUCCUUAACCUUACAAGAUCAGAAAAUACUCAACAUUUGCUAUGUAAGGAGGGAGCUCUGCCUGUACUAAUCUUACAGCUACAAUCUCCUGAUUCCGAAGUCCAGUAUUACAGUUGUUCUGCAUUGACCAACAUCGCAUCCAAUCCACAGCAUCAUCCAAGUAUGCUUCAAAUAGGUGAUGGCAUUCUCUUCAACAUGUUACAGGGUCUUAUGUCUUCCACUGUGGUAAAGGUCUGCUGUCAAGCAUGCUACUGCCUCCGGAACUUAUUCCUAAAUGCCGACAUUCAAGAUGAUAUUGUGGCCAUGAACUACUUGCCUCAGUUACAUGAAUUGUUGAAGUUCUCCAAUAAACUUGUGAAUGAAGCAGCUCUUUCUGUUCUCAGCAUUCUAACAGAGAAUCAUUCCAACACGAGCAGUGGGAGACAGAGCAGACGUGACAUUGGGGACCAGGAGAUUGCUUGGAAGGCUGCUAUUGUGUCUGAGAAUAUCUUGAAAAUUUUGGGGAAGUUACUCUUAAUUUACAGAACCAAUCCAAGAGUCAGUAAUUAUGUUGGAAACAUAAUCCAAAAACUAGCAACAAGUAAGACUCAACAGGAUAUUAUUGACAGUCGAUGUGUUGUGGUCCUGCUUCAGGUCUUUGGGCUCCUCACAAUUCAUGAUGAAUCUUUGCUGUACGUCACGGCUUGCAUUGCUCAGCUCACAAAUAAUGAAAUAAUAAGAACACACGUAAUACAAGAAUCAGAUGCAAAUAUAGCAGCUCACCUGUUGAUGCUCUCAAGUCAGUCUGGAAAUAUCGACCUUUCCUUCCAGGCUGCUUACAUAAUCAGCCAACUUGGACAAGAUGAAAUGUUUACUCUGUUGUUGAGACCACACAUCAGGGAGAUUGUUGGUUACGUCUUACGUUUUCUCAAACACCAGGAAAUUAGAUUUCAACAUCUGGGCCUUUUAACUAUACGGAAUCUCAGAAAAGAUUCUCAUUUUGCAGCAGUGUUCAGUGAGAGGCAGUUGAUAGAGCAACUCAACAAUGUUUCUCAGCAAACAACAGAAAUACAAGACCUACUUCAAGCUGUUUUAUACCAGAAAGUGGAAAACUAAAUGCAAGAUAACUGAUGAUGACACCUAAGACCUGUGUAUCAGGGUGGUCAAAACUAAAAGAACACAAGAAAAGCAAAGUACAUUUGUCAUGACCAGGAGAGGGGUGAUGUGCCCUUUCUUUAACCCCCCUCUGUCAGUCGCCACAAAUAUUUUUUGUUUCUUUUUUCAGCACGUUACUAUUAUGCUUCAAUUAAACUUUGUGAACCAGAUCAAAAAUGAAGGAAAGGCAAUUCCAAGAUUUUCUUGAGUGAAAACGAAUAGAGUUUUACUCCCUCUCAAACACAAAAAUAAGAAAAUGUGACAUCAAAUGCAUACACACAAACCUGGAGAAUAAAGGUUUUGAGGGGGUGGGCUUGUGGAUUGUUUCCAUUCAGCCAGAAAAGUAAAGGCAGUUCCAGUUCCAGGUUUUCGACAGUCCUUGCAUUGUGAGCAUGAUACCCGAGUCACUUUUAUGCAGCUGUUCUGUUUCCUCGUGAGUGCCAAAGUGGCAGAUACCCUGACCUCUCAGUGAACACUGGUUUCUCCAAGUGGUUUUUUUACAACUGUACUUAUUUCUAAGAUUGAGAGAGGCAGAGAAGAACUUUUAGUAUCCUUGCUGUUAUCAGUCCAUGUUACUUGCGCUCAUUGCAGAUUGUGGUGUUUGUGCCGUUGUUACAUUCCAAGUUGGGUUAUAGAAACUCUUUCACCCAAGUUUUUAAAAAUCCAUUUGUAGUCCGUGCGUAUCAUUGACUGGCCAGCAUUGAUCGGCUGUCCCUAGUUGCCCAUGAGAAAGUGAUGGUGGUGAGCUGCCUUCUUGAAUCGCUACAGUCUCAGUGCUAUAGGUGGCAUCACAAUGCCUUUAGGGAGGGAAUUCCAGGAUUGUGACCCAAUGACAGUGAAAGAACAAUGAUAUAUUUCCAAGGUGGGUGAGUGGCUUGAAGGGGAAGGUGGUGUAGGUGUAUUCCCAUGUGUUUGCUGCUCUUGUCCUUCUAGAUGGAAGUGGUCAUGAGUUUGGAAGGUGCUAAGCAUCUUUGGUGGAUUUCUUUAGUGCACCUUGCAAAUCAGAGACACUGGUUAUUUGGAGUACAUGGAGUGGUUAUUUGUGGGUGUGGUGCCAAUUAAGUAGGCUGCAUUGUCCUGGAUGGUGUCAGUGUCGUUGGAGCUUUACUCAUCCAAGCAAAUGAGGAGUAUUCCAUCACACUUCUGACUUGAGUCUGGUAGAUGGACAGGCUUUGGGGACUCAGGAGGUGAGUUACUCAUUGCUGAAUUUGCUAGCCCCUAACCAGCCCUUAUAGCUACUGUAUUUAUGUGGCAAGUCCAGGUGAGUUUCUAAUCAAUGGCCACCCCAAGGAUGUUGAUAGUGGG
Molecule: messenger RNA, 3419 nt
Organism: Chiloscyllium plagiosum (whitespotted bambooshark)
Lineage: Eukaryota; Metazoa; Chordata; Chondrichthyes; Orectolobiformes; Hemiscylliidae
Source: RefSeq, a predicted model, not a curated record